CCCCUGGCGGGGCGGCUUCGGCUCCGGCAGCACUGGAGGCGGCAGCAGCCCGGAGGGCGACUUGCAGGGCGCGCCAGCCGCGCGGGACCCGGGACGCUUUCCACCCCAGGGGGACCCUCCGCUGAUUCUCUCAGCCCCGGCGUCCCGUAGGAGCCCGCGGGACCCCCGGGCCGGCAGGGAGCGCCGGCGGCGGCCGCAGCACCAUGAGGCGAUGGUGGGGCGCGCUGCUGCUUGGCGCCCUGCUCUGCGCACACGGCCUAGCCAGCAACCUGGAGUGUGCUUGUGGUCGGAGCCACUUCACGUGUGCAGUGAGUGCCCUUGGCGAGUGUACCUGCAUCCCCGCCCAGUGGCAGUGUGAUGGCGACAAUGACUGCGGGGACCACAGCGACGAGGAUGGGUGUAUGCUGCCAACCUGUUCCCCUCUGGACUUCCACUGUGACAACGGCAAGUGUAUCCGCCGCUCCUGGGUGUGCGAUGGAGACAAUGACUGUGAAGAUGACUCUGACGAGCAGGACUGUCCCCCCCGGGAGUGUGAGGAGGAUGAGUUCCCCUGCCAGAACGGCUACUGCAUCCGGAGUCUGUGGCACUGUGAUGGAGACAACGACUGUGGUGACAACAGUGACGAGCAGUGUGACAUGCGCAAGUGCUCAGACAAGGAAUUCCGCUGCAGUGAUGGGAGCUGCAUUGCUGAGCAUUGGUACUGCGACGGAGACACGGACUGCAAAGACGGCUCUGACGAGGAGGGCUGCCCCUCGGCAGUGCCCUCUCCUCCUUGCAAUCUGGAGGAGUUCCAGUGUGCCUAUGGCCGCUGCAUCCUCGACAUCUACCACUGUGACGGAGAUGAUGACUGCGGAGACUGGUCGGACGAGUCUGACUGCUCUUCCCACCAGCCCUGCCGCGCUGGGGAAUUCAUGUGUGACAGUGGCCUGUGCAUCAACGCUGGCUGGCGCUGUGAUGGUGACGCAGACUGUGAUGACCAGUCUGAUGAACGCAACUGCACCACCUCCAUGUGCACAGCCGAACAGUUUCGCUGUCGGUCAGGCCGCUGUGUCCGUCUGUCCUGGCGCUGUGAUGGGGAGGAUGACUGUGCAGACAACAGUGAUGAGGAAAACUGUGAGAACACAGGAAGCCCCCAGUGUGCCUCUGACCAGUUCCUGUGUUGGAAUGGGCGUUGUAUUGGGCAGAGGAAGCUGUGCAAUGGGGUCAAUGACUGCGGUGACAACAGUGACGAAAGCCCACAGCAGAACUGUCGGCCCCGGACGGGUGAGGAGAACUGCAAUGUUAACAACGGUGGCUGUGCCCAGAAGUGCCAGACGGUUCGAGGGGCAGUGCAGUGUACCUGCCACACAGGCUACCGGCUCACAGAGGAUGGGAGAACAUGCCAGGAUGUGAAUGAAUGUGCUGAGGAGGGGUACUGCAGCCAGGGCUGCACAAACAGCGAGGGGGCUUUCCAGUGCUGGUGUGAAGCAGGUUAUGAGCUACGGCCUGACCGGCGCAGCUGCAAGGCUCUGGGGCCAGAACCUGUGCUACUGUUUGCCAAUCGUAUCGACAUCCGGCAGGUGCUCCCGCACCGCUCUGAAUACACACUGCUACUCAACAAUCUGGAGAACGCCAUUGCUCUUGACUUUCAUCACCGGCGGGAGCUGGUCUUCUGGUCUGAUGUCACCCUGGAUCGCAUCCUCCGUGCCAACCUUAAUGGCAGCAAUGUGGAGGAGGUUGUGUCUACUGGGCUAGAGAGCCCAGGGGGCCUGGCUGUGGAUUGGGUCCAUGACAAGCUCUACUGGACUGACUCUGGGACAUCGAGGAUUGAGGUGGCUAACCUGGAUGGGGGCCAUCGGAAGGUGCUGCUGUGGCAGAACCUGGAGAAGCCCAGGGCCAUUGCCCUGCACCCCAUGGAGGGAACCAUUUAUUGGACAGAUUGGGGCAACACUCCCCGCAUUGAGGCCUCCAGCAUGGAUGGCUCUGCGCGCCGCAUCAUUGCUGACACUCAUCUCUUCUGGCCCAAUGGCCUCACCAUCGACUAUGCUGGACGCCGUAUGUACUGGGUGGAUGCUAAACACCACGUCAUCGAGAGGGCCAAUCUAGAUGGGAGUCACCGCAAGGCUGUCAUUAGCCAGGGCCUCCCACAUCCCUUUGCCAUCACAGUUUUUGAAGACAGCUUGUAUUGGACAGACUGGCACACCAAGAGCAUCAAUAGUGCCAACAAGUUUACUGGGAAGAACCAGGAGAUCAUUCGUAACAAGCUGCACUUCCCUAUGGAUAUUCAUACCUUACACCCUCAGCGCCAGCCUGCAGGGAAAAACCGUUGUGGGGACAACAAUGGAGGCUGCACUCACCUGUGUCUACCCAGUGGCCAGAAUUACACCUGCGCCUGCCCCACUGGCUUCCGCAAGAUCAACAGCCACGCCUGUGCCCAGAGUCUUGACAAGUUCCUGCUUUUUGCCCGAAGGAUGGACAUCCGUCGGAUCAGCUUCGACACAGAGGACCUGUCCGACGAUGUCAUCCCACUGGCUGACGUGCGCAGUGCUGUGGCCCUGGACUGGGACUCCCGGGAUGACCACGUGUACUGGACCGAUGUCAGCACUGAUACCAUCAGCAGAGCCAAGUGGGAUGGAACAGGACAGGAGGUGGUAGUGGAUACCAGUUUGGAAAGCCCUGCUGGCCUGGCAAUUGAUUGGGUCACGAACAAGCUCUACUGGACAGAUGCAGGUACAGACCGAAUUGAAGUGGCGAACACAGACGGCAGCAUGAGGACAGUGCUCAUCUGGGAGAACCUUGAUCGUCCUCGGGACAUCGUGGUAGAGCCCACGGGCGGGUACAUGUAUUGGACUGACUGGGGUGCGAGUCCCAAGAUUGAACGAGCUGGUAUGGAUGCCUCCAGACGCCAAGUCAUCAUCUCCUCUAACCUGACGUGGCCUAACGGAUUAGCUAUUGAUUACGGGUCCCAGCGGCUGUACUGGGCUGAUGCUGGCAUGAAGACUAUUGAAUUUGCUGGGCUGGAUGGCAGCCAGAGGAAGGUGCUGAUUGGAAGUCAGCUCCCCCACCCUUUCGGGCUGACUCUAUAUGGACAGCGCAUCUAUUGGACCGACUGGCAGACCAAAAGUAUACAAAGCGCUGACCGGCUGACCGGGUUAGACCGGGAGACUCUACAGGAGAACCUAGAAAAUCUCAUGGACAUCCAUGUCUUCCACCGCCAGAGGCCUCCAGUGAUAACGCCAUGUGCUGUGGAGAAUGGUGGCUGCAGCCAUUUGUGUCUCCGGUCCCCAAAUCCAAGCGGCUUCAGCUGUACCUGCCCCACAGGCAUCAACCUGCUGAUGGAUGGCAAGACGUGUUCACCAGGCAUGAACAGCUUCCUCAUCUUCGCCAGGAGGAUCGAUGUGCGCAUGGUCUCCUUGGAUAUCCCGUAUUUUGCUGAUGUGGUGGUCCCAAUCAACAUGACCAUGAAGAACACCAUUGCCAUCGGAGUGGACCCUCUGGAAGGAAAAGUGUACUGGUCUGACAGCACGCUGCACAGGAUCAGCCGUGCCAGCCUGGACGGCUCACAGCAUGAGGACAUCAUCACCACAGGUCUGCAGACCACAGAUGGACUUGCGGUGGAUGCCAUCGGCCGGAAAGUGUACUGGACAGACACGGGGACCAAUCGGAUUGAAGUUGGCAACCUGGAUGGGUCUAUGCGGAAAGUGUUGGUGUGGCAGAACCUUGACAGUCCCCGGGCCAUUGUACUAUACCACGAAAUGGGGUUCAUGUACUGGACAGACUGGGGAGAGAAUGCCAAGUUAGAGCGGUCUGGAAUGGAUGGUUCAGAUCGCACCGUGCUCAUCAACAACAACCUAGGAUGGCCCAAUGGGCUGACUGUGGACAAGGCCAGCUCCCAACUGCUUUGGGCUGACGCCCACACUGAGAGAAUUGAGGCAGCCGACCUGAAUGGUGCCAAUCGGCAUACAUUGGUGUCACCAGUACAGCACCCAUAUGGCCUCACUCUGCUUGACUCCUAUAUCUACUGGACUGAUUGGCAGACCCGUAGCAUCCACCGGGCCGACAAGAAUACAGGCAGCAAUGUCAUCUUGGUGAGGUCCAACCUGCCAGGCCUCAUGGACAUCCAAGCUAUUGACCGGGCACAGCCACUGGGUUUCAAUAAGUGUGGCUCAGGAAAUGGUGGCUGUUCCCACCUCUGCUUACCUCGGCCUUCUGGCUCCUCCUGUGCCUGCCCCACUGGCAUCCAGCUGAAGGGGGAUGGGAAGACCUGUGACCCCUCUCCGGAGACCUACCUGCUCUUCUCUAGCCGAGGCUCCAUUCGUCGUAUCUCACUGGACACCGAUGACCACACAGAUGUGCAUGUUCCUGUUCCUGGGCUCAACAAUGUCAUCUCCCUAGACUAUGACAGUGUGGAUGGAAAGGUCUACUACACAGAUGUGUUCCUGGAUGUUAUCAGGCGAGCAGACCUGAAUGGCAGCAACAUGGAGACUGUUAUCGGGCACGGGCUGAAGACCACUGAUGGCCUGGCAGUGGACUGGGUUGCCAGAAACCUGUAUUGGACAGAUACAGGCCGAAAUACCAUUGAAGCAUCUCGUCUAGACGGUUCCUGUCGCAAAGUGCUGAUCAACAACAGUCUAGACGAGCCCCGGGCCAUUGCUGUUUUUCCCAGAAAGGGGUACCUCUUCUGGACAGACUGGGGCCACAUUGCCAAGAUCGAGCGGGCAAACCUGGAUGGUUCUGAGCGGAAGGUCCUUAUCAACACAGACCUAGGCUGGCCCAAUGGCCUUACCUUGGACUAUGAUACCCGCAGGAUCUACUGGGUAGAUGCCCAUCUGGAUCGGAUCGAGGGUGCUGACCUCAGUGGGAAGCUACGGCAGGUCUUGGUCAGCCAUGUGUCCCACCCCUUUGCCCUCACACAGCAGGACAGGUGGAUCUACUGGACAGACUGGCAGACCAAGUCCAUCCAGCGUGUCGACAAGUACUCAGGUCGCAACAAGGAGACAGUGCUGGCCAAUGUGGAGGGACUCAUGGACAUCAUCGUGGUGUCCCCUCAUCGGCAGACAGGGACCAAUGCCUGUGGUGUGAACAAUGGUGGCUGUACCCACCUCUGCUUUGCCAGAGCCUCUGACUUUGUGUGUGCCUGUCCUGAUGAGCCCGACAGUCAGCCCUGCUCCCUUGUCCCUGGCCUAGCGCCUCCCGCUCCCAGAGCUACCAGCAUGAGUGAAAAGAGCCCAGUGCUACCCAACACAUUGCCCACCACCCUGCAUUCUUCUACCACCAGGACCCGCACAGCUCUGGAGGGGACAGGAGGAAGAUGUUCUGAAAGGGAUGCCCAGCUGGGUCUCUGUGUACAUUCCAAUGAGGCUGUACCUGCUGCUCCAGGUGAAGGACUUCACAUCAGCUACGCCAUCGGUGGGCUCCUCAGUAUUCUGCUGAUUUUGAUGGUGAUCGCAGCUUUGAUGCUAUACAGACACAGAAAAUCUAAACUCACGGAUCCUGGGAUGGGAAACCUGACCUACAGCAACCCCUCCUACCGAACUUCCACCCAGGAAGUGAAAAUUGAAGCAGUUCCCAAACCAGCCAUGUAUAAUCAACUGUGCUAUAAGAAAGAGGGUGGACCUGACCACAACUACACCAAGGAGAAGAUCAAGAUUGUAGAGGGAAUUUGCCUCCUCUCUGGAGAUGAUGCUGAAUGGGAUGACCUCAAGCAACUGCGAAGCUCCCGGGGGGGCCUUCUACGGGAUCAUGUGUGCAUGAAGACAGACACAGUGUCCAUCCAGGCCAGCUCUGGCUCCCUAGAUGACACGGAGACAGAGCAGCUGCUGCAAGAAGAGCAGUCUGAGUGUAGCAGUGUCCACACUGCAGCCACGCCCGAAAGACGGGGCUCUCUGCCAGACACGGGCUGGAAACAUGAACGCAAGCUCUCCUCAGAGAGCCAGGUCUAAGUGGCCACAUUCUCUUCCCUGCCUGCCCGCUCCUUCUCCUCUGUGGACCUCUGACCCUCGUGCUCACAUAACAGCAGACCCCUUUCCCGUGUGCUCCUCUUCCUCCUCCCACCCCAAACUGCUUCCAAGCCCCCUUAGAACCUGUUACUCACCUGAGUCCACAACUUACCUGGGGACAAGAAAUGAGGGCACAUCUCAAGAAUUUAGACCUGUUUACCAUGAACCUCACCUCUAGUGCUCUAUCCUGGGCCCCCUGAAACUGGGCUCAGCAUGAUUCCUGGUCAGCACAGAGCUUCAUCUCUCUUUCCCCUGGCACCUUCUGUGCCCUGCCCCAGAAUACCGAUGCAAUUGAUGAUGUAAGACUCUUCCCCAUCACAGCUGACAUGAUGGUUUCUCUGUGAACCGGCCUACUAGGGGCUGGGACUGGAGGUCACAGGUAAAGGGUAAUGGAUAGAGGUUGAGAGAAGGGAAAAUCAUCCCAGCUGGUCUGGGUGUUUGGGAAACCUCCAGCCUCAUAUGUUGGUAAUGAUGAAAAGUUUUUGUGGGGUACUUGAGUCCUGGUGUCUUGUCCAUUGCUGGCAGUGGACAUUCUUCUCACCCAGGAGUCACAGCUUUGUCAGCUGUGAUACAGGUGAAGUGUGAGUAUGGCUUAAGCUGUUCUUCCUGCUGGAAUGUCUGGGGCCAUUUCUACCUUGGAUAACUGGAGGCCCCUGUCAUGGUAACUCACAAAUAGGAACUCCCUCCUGGUGCUGCUACUGGCCAGUACUCUUCCUAAGCCUUUAACUAUGCUGUGAGCUUGAGUGAACAGCAGGUGGGCCUUGGAGACUGGACCUCUAAGACUUUUGAGAAGCUCUGCAUAGAUUAAGCACAGUAUCCUAUGGGCUUCACUAUUCUUUCCCUCUCCCAUUCUCCGCGGUUCUAAGAGAAGCACUUCUCUAACAGUCUCUCAAAGAAUGACUAGACAUUUUCCUAAAUGGUCAGGAAGAACACCUAGAGAGAGAGACAAGAUACCCAGGGGCCCUGGAGAAGUAUUACGAGGUUCAUUCUCAAGUGCUCAGGGACACAAGUUCAUGGACACCACCUGUGGCUUUAGGGUGGAAAAGCCCACAUGCCAACUCUGCCCAGCCACUGCCCACACUAAACUGCCACCACUUGCGUCAUGCUCCUUUAGACCAAGGGCUUCUCUCAGCAGAGCUGAGACCUUUUCGUGUUGUCCUAAAAUGUCUUCCCGGCUCUUCACUUCUGAGAGAGGGGAGUCUAGGUUUGCUUUUUCUACUCUAUCCUUACGUCACCAUCAGUCUCAAAGGUCCAGUGAUGAAGAGGGCCAAUGACGAUGCAAAGUGGUGAGCCAGGAGAAGAAAGGCAGUAAGAACUAGUCCAGCGCAAGCCCAGGCACUUCUCUCUAGAAACUGAGGCGACAGGAGAGAUUGACAGGAGCUGAGAAUGGAGGGGAGAGCUUUUAGGGGAAUUUUCCUGAUUUAAAACAUCUCUCAUGGUUAUUGCUAUUCAGAGAUCAGCAGCAAAGCAUAUGCAUGAAAAACAGGACAAGAUCAAAUCUUCUCUGGUUAGUUACAGGAGUAGGAGACAGAUGUCAAAGCAUUAGUCUUGUUCUCAGGCCUUUUCCAGUGCACCAAUUAAAAAAGUACAGUGCCACUCCUAAGAGGAAGUAGGGACAUUGCACGCUGAAUGAGGCAGCAUUUGAGUCUUUAAAUUCAUAGUUGGAGAGGAGGAAAAAAAAAAAAAAAACAAGAGUAGCAUCCUCCUGAGUGGAAAGGGGCAAGGUUCUUAUUGCACUUGGGCUGUUCGGAAUGUAGAAAGGACAUAUUUGAGGAAAUAUCUAUUUGAGCACUGAUUUACUCUGUACAAAGGGCAAAAUCUCUCUGUCCUAAACUAAUGGAAUUGAUUUUCCCAUGCUCAUGUGUAAUGAUUUUAACAUUACUUACUGGAGAGAUUGGACUUUCUGGAGUUAUUUAACCACUAUGUUGAGUGUUUUAGGGCUUUAUGAUAAUUUAAUAUAAAUUUAGCUUUUCUUAAUUACUUUGGCUGGCUUGGAGUCAUGACUAAUCUUGCACUUACACUAUCUGGCAGACUCAUGCUGUGGAAACCCUGCUUGGGGACAUCACCUCUUACAUCUUCAGAGAUGUGUCAACCAUGAAGGGAUAAAAAGGUGUAGGGUUUGUGUUGGAGUUUCAGCUCAUCUUGAGAACACAGGUCAAGAUGAGAGAGUUCACUGACAUGACGCCCUGAUUUCCUGUAGAGGAAGGAUGGCAGAGAGGUUUCGUCUUGAAUGCAGCUCAUUGGGUUGACAGAAGCUGCCUGAGCUCCUGUCCAGACAGGAUCACAAUCGUGAUCAUUAGUGACAUCUCCAGGCUCCAGAAACUCUGUCAUGGCAUGUAUACCAUGAAUCUUCUACUUCUGUUUUCAUUCACUGAGGUCUCCCAUGUCACAGAACUUGACUUUGCCUUGCAAUGAUGGUGACCAGCAAAACUGUCCAACACAGUGGGAAAAAUCCCAGAACACGACUGGCAAUAUUUCUAGCACCACACAUGCACAGACUCCAGUUUUUAAACAGCUACAUUCUUUUGGGCGUGGGGAUGCACACCUUUGAUCCCAGCACUUGGAGGCAGAGGCAGGUGGAUCACUGUGAGUUCAAUUCUAGCCUGGUCUACAGAGCUAGUGCCAGGACAGCCAGAGCUACACAGAGAAAGCUUGUCUUGAAAAACAAAACCAAACCAACCAAAAACCUAUUCUCCUAAUUUGCCUGCUGUAUGUCGAGGCUGGAAUAAGACACUAAGGAGCCCAUCAGGUUCUCUGGGUAUGUUAUUCCAGUAAAAGCAGGAAACUUUUUAGUCCUAGUGCUAUGUACUUGUAGAGUUUGGUUUCAGGUUUCAGUGGCUGAUUUUCUAAAGCCUAAACGGUUGCUAGAAUAAUGUUCCCACUCAAGGGACCACCCAUACCUAAACAAUACAGUCUCAGUUUGGAGUCGAGCAGCAGCACCCUCGCCAUCCCCUACUCGCCCAAAAGAACAAGUAAAAGAAAAAUAAGAAAGUUGUUUUUAAUUGACAAGAGAUCUGGGUCUAAACCACAAUGUCUAGUUUGGCCCGUUUGGGCAGUGGGUAGGUGUACCAGAAACAAAACUCAAUGAAAUAGUUCUAGGACAACUAAACCCAUUCUCCUCCAAGAUUCUUGAAAAAGAAAACAAAACUGCAGAACAAGAACAGAAGCUUAGACUCUUGAGGCUGAGAGGAGGGUUGAGAAUCCUUGUCUGGAUCUCCAGAUACAAAGCCUGAACCCUAUACCGGCAGAAGAUGCGUCAGAUUCUAACCAACUGGGACUAGGGAGAUAGCUCAGUCAGUAAAGGCCUUGCUUUUCUGUGGGGCAUGGUGGGCAUGGUGGGCAUGGUGGCAGAUGUGGUAGACCAGCCUGUUCUAGUGAGUUCAAGGCUAGUCAGGGCUCCAUAAUGAGACCCUGUCUAGAAAAAAAAAAAAAAAAAAAAAAAAAAAAAAAAAGCAAGAAUGAUGGCAUGCACUUGAAAUCCCAGCAUUGGAGAGGUGAUCCCUAGGCUUACUGGCCAGCCAGCCUAGCCUAGUUGGUGAGCUGCAGGACAGUGUGAAGGAGUGUUGUCUGGAUGGCUCAUGAGGGGUGACACCCAAGGUUGUCUUUUGGCCUCCAUGUACACACACAAAUACACACCCAUCACAGAAUUCUAAUAAACUACACUAGUGCCUGUAAUCCCAGCAUUCUGGAGGCUGAGACAGGAACAUUCUGAGUUUGAGGCCAGCCUGGGCUAGUGAGAGUUGUCUUCAAAAAUGAACAAAACAAGCUGGAGAUGUCUCUGCCAUUAAGGGCACUUGCUGCUCUCGUAGAGGACCUGGGUUCAAUUCCCAAUACCCACAUCGUGACUCACAACCACCUUUAACUCCAGUUCCCAGGGGAUCUGACGCCCUCUUCUGGUUUCCAUGGGUGCCGGGCACAUUUGUGGUAUAGGCAGACAAAACACUCAUGCAUAUAAAAAUAAAAGUAAAUAUAUUUUUUUAAAACACCAAAAUGGGUUGAAGAAAUAGCUUGGCAGUUAAGAGUGCUUUCUCCUCUUCCAGAAGACUCAGGUUUGAUUCCCAGCACCCACACGGCAGCUCACAACCACCUGUAAUUCCUGUUCCAAGGAAUCUGACUUUGGCCUCUUUGGGCAUUGAAAGCAUAGAGUGCACAUACAGGUACAUACACAUUUUUUUAAAAAAUCAACAAAACAAACCUUAACCAUAUUUUUACAAAUUACAUUCAAAAUGAGGUCACUGCCUUUCAGUAUUAUAAGAACAAAGGUGGAACCUAAGAUGAAAAGGUCUGUGGCCCAUAGGACACUCUAAUUAGGAUGGUCUAGUGAAGAGAAUUUUUAUAUUGAUUGUGUGUGUGCGCGCGUGCGUGCGUGCGCGCGCACAUGACAUUGCACUCAUGUAUAAGGCAGUCAGAGGAGAAACUGGGAAUCAGUUCUGUGACUUGGGAACCCAGGCCGUCAGUCCUGGCAGCAAGCAGCUUUACCCGUUGAGCAUCUCAGACCCUGGUAGGAAGUUCUUUGUGACGUGAGUUGACACUUAUCCGAACCUAGGCCUACAGGAAACCGAAAAGCAGUGAUGACGAGCAGUUUAGCAGCGUUUGCUGUGGAAAGGGUACUAACAUUUGAAGAGUUCUCGGAUUUCUAUUUACGGGCAUAGUUACAAAGGAAAUGUGGUCGAGGAUCUGGGGAUGUAGCUUACUGAUAGACCUCUUGCCGAGCGUGGGCACAGAGGCCUGAACUGUUCCCUCAGCACUGCCGCCCCACAAAGGGGAAGAACAAUUGAGUCUCUUUUGUGUUUUUUCAGACUCUACGGCUUUUCCUCAUUCAGAAAGAUGACUCAAGUGUUCAGCCAGUUUCUGUUUCCAAACAUUCCCUUGCUUGCCUAUUUAUUUGUCUUCUAGAUCAUUCUCUUGCUUCACAUAGAGGAACAGUUUUGUUUCCAGUUAAGACUCCGGCUCCAAACUUUGAAUUUCUUAGCGUAGUGCUGAAACAGACUCAGACAGCCUAAGAUUCUGAGUUUAAACCCAAGGUUAAGUUAGUUACUAAGCUACCUAACCUACUUGUUUCACUUUGUUGGACAUGAAGAGCCAAGAACUCACAUAGCCUGUCUUUCCCUGUGCUUUAAGAGCCAUUGUUGACGGCUAAUGAGGCUUCUGUCUUUCCCUCUGCCUCCUUCCUCUUUUAUGAGGCUGAUGUUUCUGUGGUCCAAGUUCCCUGGAAUAGUCUGCAUUUUGGGAGCUGGAAAAACGGGCUCUAAGGAAAGGAAAGACAUUGUUUAAAAGGUUAUUUUUUCCUUCAUUUAACCGGCACCUAUUAACUGUGACAGGGUGCAUGCUAGGAAAGGCUUCAUGAUCUCGGAGACUAGUUAAAGCACAAAUCCUGUAGCCACUUGAGAUGUGUAUUAGUGUCACCAUCAUCUCCGGAGGAUUAUUCAGGAGCAUGUCGAUGGAAGGCAGAAGGACUUCAAUCACUGAAGCUGUUCCUCAUAGGCUGGAAAUAAGGAGCUACAUCCCAGGGUUGGGAUGCGGUUUGUGAUUAUAAACCGAAAGAGCACCUGCUCCAACCCUAAUGGACUUUUUGGAAAUGCCUAACAGUUACUCAGCAGCCACAGUACUUGACAUGAAUUUCCUGUUUCUGGUUCCAAGAAUACAGUGUUCGCUUUGAUC
Molecule: messenger RNA, 11639 nt
Organism: Peromyscus californicus insignis
Lineage: Eukaryota; Metazoa; Chordata; Mammalia; Rodentia; Cricetidae
Gene: Lrp4
Product: LDL receptor related protein 4
Exons: 38
Coding region: 204-5921 (1905 amino acids)
Molecular function (GO): calcium ion binding; protein binding
Source: RefSeq, a predicted model, not a curated record